GUCAAGCGAAGCUAGCAGCGGUAAGGGGCGCCUUGAGCUGUCAUGCAAGAUAGUCGCUGGAGCGCGCCAGUUCGUCCAGACACCCGCUGAUAGUGCUGCCGACAUGGAGAGAAGAAUGCAUCCAGUCGGAGAAGUCCUCAUCAUUCCGAUGACAUCGUCGGCGUCACCCUUGCCCCAGGAAUCAGCUCGACCCCAAACCCUUCCCCUCCAUCCCUCCUCCCCUCCUCCAGCUGUCUCCCGCACUCCCCCUGUCUCUAUGUGCAGUUCCCAGCUCCAGGACGAGUGUUUCAGGAGGGCUCCCAGAGCUGCUUCUCCCGAAAACGACUCAGCCAAACCCCACCGGGGCUCUAUCCAUAUCUCCCCCUCUGUGUCCUCCCUGUCCUCCCCUCCGCCCCCCCUCUCUCUGUCCAGUCCAUUGCUUCAGGCAGAGUUUCUGAAGAGAGCCAGCCGUGGUCUCAGAACUGUCUCCUGCGACACAGACGACGUCCUCACCUCCCCCAGCUCUCCCCAGGUCUCCCCCUUUACCUCCACCACCACCUCCCCCUUUACCUCUCCACCACAGCCUCUCUCUCCCACAUCCCCCUUCAGCUCCCCCGUGCAGGCUGUCUCCCCCUCCGAGACCAAUACAGAGGGUCGCUCUGGUCGCUUGUCUCUCUCCAGUCCUGAGCUGCUGACUGAGCUGCGUCAGUCUCAUUCCCGUCCUAUGAAACACGUCUCUGCGUCCAAAGGACUCACCACUGUCUUCUCUGGACGGGGCAGAAGCAUAACGACAUCGAGCCCCACCCCUGCCACAGGACCAACCAAUCAGUCGCUCCGCUUAGGCUCUAUGGCCAACGGUAGACAACAGGCAGGUCCCCGGCUAUCCAAUGGGACAUAGCGUUGGACUAAGGAAAAGGGCCCUUGGUGACACCAGCUACUGUAUAAGUCAAUGUGAUUAACUGCCACUGGACUUGGAGUCAACAACUGGAUGGUACAUUAUCAAACACUGUACUGCCAUGUGCCACUGCCAACAGUCAACGUUGCACCCCAACACAAACCAGCCAAAAUACACACUGUAACAAACUGUAGCAAACCCUGUCGAAAACACAGUAACUAACUGUAGAAAACACUGUAACACACUGUAACAAACACUGAUGCACACUGUAACAAACACUGAUGCACACACUGUAACAAUCUGUAACAAACACUGAUGCACACACUGUAACAAUCUGUAACAAACACUGA
Molecule: messenger RNA, 1224 nt
Organism: Esox lucius (northern pike)
Lineage: Eukaryota; Metazoa; Chordata; Actinopteri; Esociformes; Esocidae
Product: proline-rich receptor-like protein kinase PERK12
Exons: 5
Coding region: 104-877 (257 amino acids)
Source: RefSeq, a predicted model, not a curated record